Molecule: messenger RNA, 666 nt
Organism: Haemonchus placei
Lineage: Eukaryota; Metazoa; Nematoda; Chromadorea; Rhabditida; Trichostrongylidae
Source: the annotation of a GenBank genome assembly
AUGUCUCAAGCGCUGGGUUCUAUAUCUCAAUGUGGGAGAGAACUACGAUAUCCAGAAAAGGCCGUCAUGAUUCCGCCAUCGACAAUUCAUGAACAACACAGUGCUCUAUCGUCAACGUCAUCUUCGGACUCGGUGAAGAUCGAGGUUGAUGAACUCGAGUGCAACAUUGUUUCUCUGCUUCAUCGGGGUGCGAGAGACGGAAAUGUGGACACAAUAGGAAAGCUCACCUCUCGUUAUCCAGAACUUGUGAAUGUGGCCGACAGUGAUGGGUUCACGGCUCUUCACUAUGCGGCUAAGUAUGGUCACGUGAAAGCUGUCGAACUGCUGCUGAACAAAGGAGCCACAGUAGACAUAGUUGGGAGAGAUCAAUUCACUCCAUUGCAUCUCACUGCCAAGUACUGUCGUCCUCUCGCACAACAACGCACCUCUCCAACGGAAAGGUCACUCGUCUCGCAAUAUAUCGAUUUAUCAGCACAAAGCGCUACCUGUCCUAUUACAUCAGUCGAUGUACCAACUAUCAUCGUAGACCUACUCGUGGACCGAGGAGCGGAUGUUAAUGCGAGAGACUCCUACGGUCUGACACCUCUGCACCACGCAGCCAUGAAAGGAAAUCAGUCUGCCGCUCGAGCUCUCAUCAAGCAUCGUGCCGAUGUCAAUGUAAGCUAG